Messenger RNA from Penicillium paradoxum, 2010 nucleotides. RefSeq names its product acetate--CoA ligase. Gene Ontology annotation, cellular component: cytosol. The transcript has 6 exons. Gene Ontology annotation, molecular function: AMP binding; acetyl-CoA synthetase activity. NCBI's taxonomy places the organism in Eukaryota, Fungi, Ascomycota, Eurotiomycetes, Eurotiales, Aspergillaceae. The coding region runs from base 1 to 2010 and encodes 669 amino acids. The record is from RefSeq and is a predicted model, not a curated record.
AUGUCGGACGGCCCCAUCUCGCCUCCCAAGCCCGCAGUGGUCCAUGAAGCACACGAUGUCGACACUUUCCACGUCCCUCAGGCGUUCCACGAUAAGCACCCCACCGGCACUCACUUGAAAGAUCUCGACGAGUACAAGAAGCUUUACGAUGAAUCAAUCAAGAGCCCCGACACUUUCUGGGCCCGCAUGGCCCGCGAGCUCCUCACAUUCGACAAGGACUUUGAAACCACACACCACGGCUCCUUCGAGAACGGCGAUAACGCCUGGUUCGUCGAGGGUCGGUUGAACGCCUCGUUCAACUGUGUCGAUCGUCACGCUCUUAAGAACCCCGAUAAGGUUGCCAUCAUCUAUGAGGCCGAUGAGCCCAAUGAGGGCCGCAAGAUCACUUAUGGAGAGUUGAUGCGCGAAGUCUCCCGGGUCGCCUGGACCCUGAAGGAGCGCGGUGUCAAGAAGGGUGACACAGUCGGUAUCUACCUGCCCAUGAUUCCCGAGGCUGUGAUCGCCUUCUUGGCCUGCUCCCGUAUUGGUGCUGUGCACUCCGUCGUCUUCGCUGGCUUCUCUUCCGAUUCCCUCCGGGACCGUGUCCUGGAUGCCAAUUCCAAGGUCGUCAUCACCUCCGACGAGGGCAAGCGCGGUGGAAAGGUCAUCGGCACCAAGAAGAUUGUCGAUGAGGCUAUGAAGCAAUGUCCCGAUGUGCACACUGUCCUGGUGUACAAGCGCACCGGUGCCGAGGUGCCCUGGACCGCUGGUCGUGAUAUCUGGUGGCACGAGGAGGUCGAGAAGUACCCCAACUACCUCGCCCCCGAGCCUGUCAACUCCGAGGACCCUCUCUUCCUGCUCUACACCUCUGGCUCAACUGGCAAGCCUAAGGGUGUCAUGCACACCACUGCCGGUUACCUCCUCGGUGCCGCCAUGACUGGCAAGUACGUGUUUGAUAUCCACGAUGAUGACCGUUACUUCUGUGGUGGUGAUGUUGGCUGGAUUACCGGUCACACUUAUGUCGUGUACGCUCCUCUGUUGCUCGGUUGUGCUACCGUCGUUUUCGAGAGUACCCCCGCCUACCCUAACUUCUCCCGCUACUGGGAUGUCAUUGACAAGCACGACGUCACACAAUUCUACGUUGCACCCACUGCUCUGCGUCUGUUGAAGCGUGCUGGAGAUGAGCACAUUCACCACAAGAUGCGCUCCCUCCGUGUUCUCGGCUCGGUUGGUGAGCCUAUUGCUGCUGAGGUCUGGAAGUGGUACUUCGAGUCCGUCGGCAAGGAGGAAGCUCACAUUUGCGACACAUACUGGCAAACCGAGACUGGCUCUAACGUCAUCACCCCUCUCGGCGGUAUUACCCCUACCAAGCCCGGAAGUGCUUCCUUGCCCUUCUUCGGUAUCGAGCCUGCCAUUAUCGACCCCGUCUCUGGCGAGGAGAUUCUUGGCAAUGAUGUCGAGGGUGUUUUGGCCUUCAAGCAGCCCUGGCCCAGCAUGGCCCGUACCGUGUGGGGUGCUCACAAGCGUUACAUGGACACCUACUUGAAUGUCUACAAGGGUUACUACUUCACCGGAGAUGGUGCCGGCCGUGAUCACGACGGCUACUACUGGAUCCGUGGCCGUGUUGAUGAUGUCGUCAACGUCUCUGGACACCGUCUGUCCACCGCCGAGAUUGAGGCCGCUCUUAUUGAGCACCACGCCGUUGCUGAGGCUGCCGUCGUUGGUAUUGCUGACGAGCUGACCGGCCAGGCUGUCAAUGCCUUUGUUGGUCUCAAGGAUGGCCACGAGCCCACAGAACAGCUCCGCAAGGAUCUGACGAUGCAAGUUCGCAAGUCCAUCGGUCCCUUCGCCGCCCCCAAGGCCGUCUUCAUCGUGAAUGACCUCCCCAAGACCCGUAGCGGCAAGAUCAUGCGCCGUAUUCUGCGGAAGAUCCUCAGCGGUGAGGAGGACAGCCUUGGUGACACUUCAACGCUCUCCGACCCCGGCGUUGUGGAUACAAUCAUCGAGAUCGUCCACGCUGCCCGCAAAUAG